AGCCACUCUCUCCCGGCCGUGCGGAGAGCGGCCGCGGCGCUGCGGUUUAUCAAGGAGGCAAACUAUUCAAUUGCUUCUUGCUUUUUCCCAGUUUCUUCUGUAAACCAAAGCAUCUCACAAUGGAGGCCUAAAACCCUUACAAGGGACUUAGUCUAAUCUCGGGAGGUAGUUUUGUGCAUGAAUAAACAAACUAAUAGUGAACUGGACUUUUUGAAUUAUUAUCUGAGGAAUAUUACCCUAAAGAAUCUAAUCUAAUUAUAUGAGAUAUAAUGAUAAUUAUUUUUGUUAUAUAUUUGAUGUGUGGAAGGAAAGAUGUGAUUGUAGCUGGGGCAUACUGUUGAAGCACUCUUUUCAAACUUGGCUAGGCAACCUUCCUUACACUGGCUGGUGUGGAAAAAAUAAAGGAAAGAUUUGAAAAUGAGGGCCAUUUAUUCAGAACAAGGAAUUAAGAGUCACACUUCUGCAAGAUUAGAGAAAUUUAUCAAUGAAAUCUUUGACAUUCAAAAAGACUUCCACAGUGACAGAGAGCAGUCAAGAACAAACUUUUUUGUUGAGCACAAUAAAUUUAAAGUAGGAAAGAUAAAAUAUGAUCAGAGGUGAAGAAUUAUCCUAUCACAAAGCCAGUGGUAUUUUCAAGUUCUAAAAUUUGCUUUGUUUCACCAUGCUUUAUCUCUCUGAAAGAUGAGAAACAGGAUGAUGGCUAAAUGGUUACAUUUUGACAAAUGAGCCCAUUUAUUCUGAAAGAAAGCUUAUAGGACCUCAAAGAAAAAAAAUUAUGACAAUGGGUUAAGGUUUUAACUAUUGAAACAAGUAAUGAGGUUAGACCCAAUUAUUUAUUUUGAUGGAGUAAGAAGAAUAUAUUCUGCACCUGGAGGUGCAACAGCAGCAUCUGCAGUAGGAAAGCACGUGUCUAUGAGCUUUAAGAAAGGAUGCUAGCAAGUGAGCCGCAGAAAAGCCACCAAGCUUUGUUGCUUGCUCCCUGCCAGUGUUAUUCACUCAGAAGUGAUUUACUAAUAAAUAGUAAGUCAUACUUGAAACAUGUUAAUAAUGUAUUCUUUCCCUCCUGUGAGGUAGAUCUUGUGCUUUAUUCCCCGGGCUAUCAAAUUUCACAAUUAAAAAAAUAAAAAUAGAUAAUAUUUUGAAUACCUUUGCUGUCAAAUAUUUGUGCAGGCAUAGCUGUCAACUGUGGAAAGAAGUCAGUUUUGGGACUUAGGCAUUUUACCUGCAUGUUGGAGGAAUACCGUAAACUUGCAAAAGCUGACCCACCUGUGAAUAUACCUUAUACAAAUUGACCUGAUGGCCUAAGACAAUAUGCUUCCAGAAAGGCUUUGACUCUCACCAUAGGCAUCCUAUUUGUGUGGUGUGUAUAGAAGUGGUGCCACUGCACAUGAUCAUGCCUUAAAAAUCUCUCAGAAUAGGGACUGGAGGGAUGGCUUAGGUGCCUGUCUGUGAAGCCUAAGGACUCAGGUACAAUUCCCCAGUAGCCAUGUAAGCCAGCUGCACAAGGUGUUGCAGGUGUCUGUAGUUCAUUUGCAGUGAUUGAGGCCCUGGUGUACUCUUUCUCUCUCUUACAUCUGUCUCUGCUCAUAAAUAAAUAAAUAAAUAUUAAAAAAAAAACUUAUCAGAAUAGAAUUUAUGUUCUAACCAUGCUGAAACUCCACAUGCAUAAAAAAGUUUUAGGAGCUGGGUGUGGUGACGCACACCUUUAAUCCCAGCACUUGGGAGGCAGAGGUAGGAGGAUCACCAUGAGUUUGAGGCCACCCUGAGACUCCAUAGUGAAUUCCAGGUCAGCCUGGGCUAGAGUGAGACCCUGUCUCGAAAAACCAAAAAAAAAAUAAAUAAAUAAAAAAGUUUUUGGUGUUCAACCUAGUAAUAAAAUCGACCAAAUCAAAAGCCAUGCACAAAACUACCUCCCCAGAGAAAGGCUGGUCCCUCUCCCUCCACAUCCAUUUCACUAUGAACAUAGCAGAAGAUAGCAUCAUCUUGUCCAAUUUGAUGAAAGGUGCCAACAGGUUUGAAUUGAAAUAUGAUUUUUCAUGUGAGCUGUACCGAAUGUCCACAUAUUCCACGUUCCCUGCUGGGGUUCCUGUCUCAGAAAGGAAUCUUGCUAGAGCAGGUUUUUACUACAUGGGUGUCAAUGACAAGGUCAAGUGCUUCUGUUGUGGCCUGAUGCUGGACAACUGGAAACAAGGAGACAGUCCUAUUGAAAAGCACAGAAAGUUGUAUCCCAGCUGUAGCUUCGUGCAGAAUCUGAACUCAAUCAAUAAUUUGGAAGGCAGCCCCCAGCCUUCUUAUCCUUCUCCCAUGACCAAUGCCAUGCCUUCAUUAUUGCCAAGUUUGGAAAACACCAGCUACUUCAGCGGUUCCUACUCCAGCUUUCCGUGCAAUCCUGUGAACUUCAGAGCAAAUCAGGACUUUCCUGCUUUGAGGACAGGUGCUUACCAUUGUGCAAUGAACACCGAGCAGGACAGACUGCUCACUUACCACAUGUGGCCCUUGAGCUUCCUGUCACCAGCAGAGCUGGCCAGAGCAGGCUUCUACUAUGUUGGACCUGGAGACAUGGUGGCUUGCUUUGCGUGUGGUGGAAAAUUGAGCAAUUGGGAACCAAAGGAUGAUGCUAUGUCAGAACACCGGAGGCAUUUUCCCAAUUGCCCAUUUCUAAAAGAUCAGCUUCAAGGCACUUUGAGAUAUUCUGUCUCUAAUCUGAGCAUGCAAACACACAUGGCACGCUUUAAAACAUUCUUUAACUGGCCUUCAAGCUUUCUUGUCCAUCCUCAGCAACUUGCAAGUGCAGGUUUCUACUAUACAGGUCACAGUGAUGAUGUCAAAUGUUUUUGCUGUGAUGGUGGACUGAGAUGUUGGGACCUGGGAGAUGAUCCAUGGGUGGAACAUGCCAAGUGGUUUCCAAGGUGUGAGUACUUGAUAAGAACUAAAGGACAAGAAUUCAUCACUCAAGUUCAAGACAGUUACCCUUAUCUACUUGAACAGCUGUUAACCACAUCAGACACUACAGAAGAGGAAAAUGCUGAGUCACCAAUUGUUCAUCUUGGCCCUGGAGAAAGUUCUUCAGAGGAUGCAGUCAUGAUGAACACGCCUGUGGUCCAAGCUGCCUUGGAAAUGGGUUUUAGUAGAAGCCUGGUAAAGCAGACUGUUCAGCGUCAAAUCCUGACCACUGGAGAGAAUUACAAGACCGUCAGUGAUCUUGUCAUAGGUUUGCUUGAUGCAGAAGAUGAGAUGAGAGAAGAGGAGAAAGAAAGAACAGUCGAGGAAAAAGAAACAGAUGAUCUAGCAUUAAUCCGGAAGAACAGAAUGGCACUCUUUCAACAUUUGACUUGUGUCAUUCCGAUCCUGGAGCAUCUACUAAGUGCCAGACUGAUUAGUGAGCAAGAAUAUGAAGUUAUCAAGGAGAAAACACAGAUUUCUUUACAAGCAAGAAAACUGAUUGAUACUAUUUUAGUCAAAGGAAAUAUGGCAGCUACCACAUUCAAAAACUCUCUGCAAGAAACUGACCCCUUGUUAUACAAGCAUUUAUUUGUGCACCAGGACCUAAAGUAUAUUCCUACAGAAGAUGUUUCAGAUCUACCUAUGGCAGAACAAUUGCGGAAACUACAGGAAGAGAGAACGUGCAAAGUGUGCAUGGACCGGGAAGUCUCCAUUGUGUUUAUUCCCUGUGGUCACCUGGUCGUGUGCAAAGACUGUGCUCCUUCUUUAAGAAAAUGUCCUAUUUGUAGAAGUACCAUCAAGGGUACAGUUCGAACAUUUCUUUCAUGAAAAAGAUCUGAGGCCACAUACGGUGAUGCAUACCUAGCACAUGGGCUGUAUAACAAGUUUGAGGCCAUCCUGGGCUGCAUGAGACCGAGUCUCAAACAAACGAGCAAAAACAAAACAAAACAAAACAAAAAACUAAGACUUUGUGUAAGCUCAAGAAUGAUAAAUUCAUCUUGUAAACUGAUCUGAUUUCCUUUAAAAUUAUAUUUAUGUACAACUCACAAUUUUGUUUUAGAUGAAUUUAUUUAUGUCAAUGUUCAUUGGAAAUAUAUGGAUGUAUUUAUUUUAGAUACCACAAGAACAAUAGGUUUUUGUUCUUGUGAGCCAAAAACAGGGCUAUCACUACAAACAUGAUCAUCAGAUUUUCAGCAUUACUGAAAUUAUAAAUGAAGUAAAUAUUUAAGAUGUUUGAAUUUACUUUUCAGAACUAGAAACACAAAAUUUCCAUCUCUUUUUGUUCAGUGUUCUAUACAUAGUCUUGUUAUUUGUUGAGUGAUAUUUUAGUGACAUGGAAUUUUUGUAAAGAAUUCUGAGGAAAAAUUUAAUAAAGCAACAGAAGUUA
This is a messenger RNA of Jaculus jaculus (lesser Egyptian jerboa), 4330 nucleotides long. RefSeq names its product baculoviral IAP repeat-containing protein 3. Gene Ontology annotation, cellular component: cytoplasm; spindle microtubule; nucleus. The transcript is spliced from 9 exons. Bases 1897 to 3771 code for a protein of 624 amino acids. Gene Ontology annotation, biological process: negative regulation of apoptotic process; positive regulation of protein ubiquitination; regulation of cell cycle. Gene Ontology annotation, molecular function: ubiquitin protein ligase activity; cysteine-type endopeptidase inhibitor activity involved in apoptotic process. The record is from RefSeq and is a predicted model, not a curated record. Lineage: Eukaryota; Metazoa; Chordata; Mammalia; Rodentia; Dipodidae.